UUGUUCUAAGCUUUUUUCCUUUUAAUUUGUUCAAAAUAAGUUCACGAUUAGAGGGAUGAUUAAGCUCGUCUCUUAGAGAUUUAACAUUGCAUUUUAAUAUUUUUGCAACCUCAUCGAUUAGAAGUACCAUUUUAAAAAAUUAGAUUUUAUGAAUGAAUGUUAGAAAUGAAUAGUUGGAUAUUAAAGAUUUCUUUAAAAUAUUUAGAAUGAAUUGAAAAUUCGAUGAAAAUGGUGGAAGGGUUGAUAUUUUUCAUUCCCGUUCAUUUUCUAAAAUCAUUUUUAAAAAUUUUCAAAAAAUGGACAAUCUCGAAAUCCCUGAAUUCAAUCCUCUCAUUCCUCCUCCUGUCUUAGAACUAAAUAAAUCAUUAGAAAUGAAAGAUUCUCCUAAAAUUAUCAAAGAAUUGCCAAAUAAAUCUAAUGAGAAAAAAUUGUUUCCAAAAUCUAGCAAAGAAACAUCAAAAACCGCAACUCACCUCUGGAAGUUAACUAAGGGAAAAACAGUUUUACAAUACCAUCUAUGUUAUGGUAAUUUUUUAAAUUCGAAAAAACUUUUUAAUAUUUUUUAUUACAGAUUGUCAGAAACGUCUUUUUAA
This is a messenger RNA of Meloidogyne enterolobii, 593 nucleotides long. Lineage: Eukaryota; Metazoa; Nematoda; Chromadorea; Rhabditida; Meloidogynidae. The record is from the annotation of a GenBank genome assembly.